This is a messenger RNA of Electrophorus electricus (electric eel), 8302 nucleotides long. RefSeq names its product Nance-Horan syndrome a (congenital cataracts and dental anomalies) (gene nhsa). NCBI's taxonomy places the organism in Eukaryota, Metazoa, Chordata, Actinopteri, Gymnotiformes, Gymnotidae. Gene Ontology annotation, biological process: lens development in camera-type eye; cell differentiation. The record is from RefSeq and is a predicted model, not a curated record.
CGCGCGCAGUACUUACCGGGUUGAAAGGAGCGCGAGAAGGAUGGAGGGCGACCCGCAAGUGAGCUCGAGCACUACGGAAUAGGGCGGAGGGAAGGAGUUUGUGAGCCAGCACAGAUCUCGCGGGGUACGCUGUGCUAUGCCUUUCCCAAAACGCACCGUGGAGCCUCCGCUGCUCUGCAGGCGCGCAGUCCCGCGCGGCGACGCCGCCUCGCCUUUCGACGACCUGUGCGCCGUCAGCAAUGUGGCUCUCUCGCGCACCCUGCGACAGCUCUCGGACCUGGCGAAGCACGCCAGCUCGCUCUUCCACGAGCUGGAGAACGAGCUCGUGUCUACGAACCACAGGGUCUGGGCUCUGCGAGCCAAAAUAGGCAGGCUACAGCAGAGCGCGAGCGAACUGGACCCUAAACAGGAGGCAGUGCCUGUGUCUAAUCUGGACGUGGAGAGUAAGUUGUGUGGGCAUUACCAGUCAGCGUGGCACCUACAGAGAAACAUCUUCCUGCCGGGCACCCGGCCAGCAUGCGUGGAAGAGCUCCACCACCGCGCCAAGCAGAGGCUGCCAGCUCUCUACCGAGAUCAGCAGCAGAGACAGGAAGCCAGUGAGCGUGAGCAGAAGGUGAUUGCGCCUUUCUUCAAUGUCCCACCCAUACCUGUCUACGCCCACACCGUCAGGAUCGGGGAGCGCCUCCAGACGUUUGAGAGUGUCCAGUCCUCUUCCACUGCAGAAUGCUGCCACUUCGCCCGCUGGAGCAGAAAGACCACAGCCGAUCCCGACCAGGAGGACGCGCUUCUCGGUCAGCGGCCCAAGUGUCCUGUCCCCAACGUGCCCUCCACGCUGGACAAGCAGACCAACUGGACAGGCACGCUUCCGCUGCCCACCCCGGAAGACCGGAUGAAGAGCCAAUCACGAGCCAUAGCUUCCUGCGUGGUGCCCAUCGACGUCACAGAGGAGGUACCCAUUGACGCCCCUCCCUCAGAGAUGACAGCCUUCCUCAGGGCCGGGUUCGACAGAGAGGCCAGUGUGCGCUACUCACUGGUCCAUUCGCAGUCUGUACUGCAGCGGAGACGCAGACCACGGAGACGGAAGGUUGCCGUAGGCGUUCCCAGACGAGGCCACAACGAGGCAGACUCCGACGAGUCUCCGGUUGCUCGAGAGCGGACUGUGAUAGUGCACGCCAGCCCUGGCACUUGUGAGGAGGAUCUCACACUAGCUGGCCUCAACACCAGGGACUCCGGCUGCCAGACGGAGGACUUGCUAGCAUCUGUGGCAGCACCAUCUCGCAGACGGAUCGGAGCUCAAAGAGGGCGGGGAGGGAACGUUCCACUGUCCCAUUCUACGGGGAACAUCUCCUCACUGCCAGAUGACUCGGACGGCACGUUUUCUGCCUCCGCUGGCAACCGCUUGCGCUCCCGUAGCCUGCCUCGCGAGGGCGGCCGGUCGGCCGACGACGAUGAAGAGGGAGAAGACGAACUUUCCCCCUUUGAGACAGAAGACUUCCUUCCAAUGCCAGGAGACUGCAAGAUAAAAGACAACAUAGAUGGCCCAGACGACAAGGAAGCAUCAGAGAGGCAGCUAGGCAGACCAGAGAGGCAGCUAGGGAGCCUGAAGUUCAAGCAAGCAGCAGAGAGGCAGGGGCACGUCUGGACGGAGAGGGGUCGGACACGACUGCCUCGCAAAUCUGACGUGGAAAGUUGUGAGAUUUCAUCAAGCUCCGAUACAUUCAGCAGUCCCGUCCACUCCAACACCGGCGCGCUGGCCAGCCAGGUGGACCACAAAGAUGACCACCAGUCUUCCAGCGGAAACUGGAGUGGCAGCAGCUCUACCUGCCCUUCCCAGACGUCAGAGACGAUGCCCCCUGCUGCCUCCCCCCCACUGACUGGAUCCUCACACUGUGACUCGGAGUUGUCCCUGAAUGCGACUCCUAACGCCAGUGAAGACUCUGCAGGAGUCAGUGUCGAUCCCUACUCGGGAGACCAACGCCGAGGGCUCGGGGCAGACCAAACGGAAUCGUGUGCUUCCACCGCAACCGACAUGCUGGACGACGCUGGAGUCAGCACUGCUAGCGAAGGCGAGUGGAGCUGUGCUCAGUACGGGUACAACACAUGCUGCCACCCUGACUUCAGUCCUGAACACUCCAGGGUAGAAGAGGACUGUCCCAGCUUGGACUGUCCCAGUUUCACCAGUAUAGCCACGUUAGAGAGCUUAGACAGGCCUCCGUCUGAAAAGGCCGACACCGUGUCGCACUUCUCCGUGGAUGCUGAAGGCUACUACACGUCCAUGCACUUUGACUGUGGUCUUAAAGGUAGCAAAAACCUCUCACAUAACUAUGCAUCGGCGGACCAGCAUGAGGAAGAGCACGGUGGUCCGGCCAGGCUCGGGAGAUGCAGUCUCUCGCUGCGGAAACUAAAGGUGAAACCCUCACCACCAGAACGCAGCACGUCCUUGAAGAAGAUAAGCAGCCACGCAGGAGCAUCUGCAGAAACAUGCCAACCAAAGAUUACUGCUGAGCAGCUCCUACCAGUGUCUUCCAAGGAGAGGAAGUUGCAGUCAGGCUCGACUGAGCCCUAUGACCAAACAGAGGGGGAGGAGCCCGUGCAACUCUGGGGAGCACAGAGUUCUAAUGACACUCAAGGUGUCGAUUUAAUUGGCCCCACGGAGACCCAUUCCUUCAAAGAUGAGGGGGCUGUCCAGGCUGACUAUGCAGACCUCUGGCUUUUAAAUGACUUGAAAUCCAGUGACCCUUACCACUCAUUGUCAAACUCCAGCACUGCUACAGGUACAACUGUCAUUGAGUGCAUAAAGUCCCAACAGAGCUCAGAGUCCCAGACCUCCCAGUCUGGCUCAAGGGUCACCACUCCUACGCUGCCACCCGUAGAAAGUGAACUCAGACUGCCCUCCCCAGAGAAGCUAGCAGGUCUCGCAUCUCCUUCCAGUGGCUAUUCGAGCCAGUCAGAAACACCAACGUCCUGCAUCCCCUUGGCCUUCUUCCCCAACCCAAACCCUCUCUCCCCGACUCGUGGAAAGAGGAAACCAAAAGUCCCCGAGAGGAGGUCCUCCCUCACCUCACUGCGGCAGCACGUAUCUAAGGGGGACCUCGAGCUUCCCAUUAUACCUCCUACACACCUCAACCUAAGUGCCCUUCACAGUGUCAGCAAGCCUCUAACCUACAGGAACCUGCCCGUCCUCCACCAGAACAAAACGAAAGUAGCAGCAGAGCAGACUGAGGCUGGACGUCCUUCCACUGCGAACAUGCAACCUGACAGCUGGAGCCCGUUUGCUGUCACGCCUAUGGUGCUACGUUCUGUCCAGCUACGCUCAGUGGGCAAACCCGUCGAAGGGAAACACAGUCACUCUUGUACAGAUGCUGCCACAAGACCCAAGUGCCCCAAAGCCAGGAAGCCACCACCAUGCGGGACGUUCUCCGCUCAAGCCACGUCUCAGGAGAGCUGUGACUCGCUCUCUACACCUGGAGACGAAGUUGCUUUUGUGAGUUUAGCGAGUCAGGUUACUGCUAGAAACAGAUAUGACAGAUUGGCUCCAGCACCUCUUUUAAACAUGGCUGCUUUCAGCGCAACUUCUGAGCAGGUGAGAAAAGAUGGUAUCGUUGCAGAUGUAUCCCAGAUUGCAGUAGGUAAAAAAGUACCUGCUGAACCACACACAAGCACUUCAAAGGAGACUUACCCUCAGAGCAGUGUGGAAACGGACAAGGACCAACCGGUAAGAUCUGAGCCAACUGAAGAAGCCACAAAAACAAGGUCCCCAUUGGGCCACCGUGGUAUAGACAAGAGCGCUGAUCUGAGUUUUAGUCAAGUGCCUGAUUUUAUCCAUCAGUCAUCACUUGAAUCAACAAAAAAUAAUCAGAUCGGUGAGGCCGGUAGUCAAGAAGAGGAAUCUGAAACAUGGGGUGUUCCUACCAGAAGUGCCUCAGAGGAGAGUGUGGACGAAGGGUCAACACCAGACACAGAGGGUUACUUUAGCAAAGAAUCCACUCCCAGUGAUCCUUUAGUGUCCCCCCUUACGGAUGACUCAAGAACAGAGGAGGAAGUUUUCCUUUCUCCUAGUAAAUCCCGUACAACAGAGGACCUCUUCGCCAUGAUCCACAGGUCAAAAAGGAAAGUGUUCGGCAGAAAGGAUUCUGGAGAGACCCCGUUGCGGAGUAGCCUCAGUAUGUCCUCUGCCUCAGCUAGCCCUCCCAUAGCAUCGUCCACUACCCCCGUCACGCCCACAACCCCGACCAACUCACAGAGAGCCUCGGGACCACUAUACAGGAGCAUCAAAAAAUCCAGCACCUCCAAUGAGGAAUUCAAACUGCUACUGCUGAAAAAGGGAAGUCGCUCCGAUUCCAGCUACCGCAUGUCCGCCACAGAGAUCCUAAAAAGUCCCAUUGCACCCAGAAGCUUUGGUGACCCCCAGUUGGAAGGUAGCAGGCACCAGGAGGAGUUCCCCUCCCCGGUGGUGCUGCUGUCUCCUGAACGAGUCCCCGAGCAUCUUCCAAGCCCUUACCCCAAAGCCAUCGUGGAGGGCUUCUCCACAAAACCGUUCCCCACAGCUGCGUCUUCCCGACAAGGGCGCUCAAGGAUUCCCCCAGCUGCAAGCAGCAGCCGCUACAGCACGCGCAGUCGCCUGUACACGGCACCGAUGCAGGCCAUUUCUGAGGGUGAAACGGAAAACUCCGACGGAAGUCCACACGAUGACCGUUCUUCCUAAACAACAACAAGAACAACAAGUACCUUCUACAAAUGAUGGUCUCUGAACAAGAACACAAAUCCAUCAAAACUGAGGCCAGUUACAUAUUUUUGAAAGGUUUUUUAAAAAGUCAAACUGUACUGAAUUUGUACCAUUUUAUCCCAGUAGGAAAAAAAAAAAAAGAAUCAAUCUGUCAAAAGAUAACAGUGCGCUAUAUAACUUGAGACUUGAUAUUUCAGUAGUGCUGUUGCUUGCAGGGUUCAGCAGUUUCACUCCACCUCUGGUUUCUGGGGAGUCUAUACUGGAGCUGUUCUCAGUCACAAUCAAAUCAUCACUGAGCUGGAAAAAACAAUAAUAAAAGUCCUAAUAUUGUGUAAAGAUUAACUGUGAAAGAACACUGCCCAAACAGUACUUAGAUCUGUCUGUGACAGAGAACGUUAGGACAAUCAGAUAGUGGCCUUUUACACUGUUUAUUGAGGCAAUGCUGAGUUAAUUUACUCAACAAAUGUUUUUAAUAAGGUUUUAAUAAUCUUAGGAGACCAGUUAGACUUUAGUUAGAACUAACACUCGUUUGGCUGAAGUUUUAAAGGUUUAUCUUUGUGGGCUACUAUUUUGCACUACUUUUAAUUUGUAAAGAAAAACAAUAUGAUUUUAUAAUAAAAAUGCUAAGACUUUCUAUAUUAUAUGAAUUUUAAAAGGAAACUAUAUGUUUUAAUAACAAAAAACCAAGCCUCAUUUAUCAAGUGUAUCCGUGAUCAACUCAGAUCACUAAGAGCACAGUGUUUUACACAGAAUGCUGGCAUCACCAUUCUGAAAAUGAGCUUACAUUUCACAACAGGUCGGGUGUUUCCUGGGGUUAAAUCACUAUGACAGCAUGCAGUAGCCGAAGGCAUACAAGCAAUGAGGCUUACACUAGAUCGUUUCAUUUUCCCAAGAAAUAGUUAAAAUGUUUAAAAUUCCACACUACAAUGCAAAUAAACAAUAACAAAUAUGCAAAUAUCCUAAGUAGUGAAGCAAAAAAUGCAGUUUAUUUAAUACUUUAUUUAUUAGCCGGUGGAAUGUAAAAAUAAAUUCAAAAUCCUUUGAAAUGAGAAAACAGACCAUUUAAGGCGUGUGGUAAAGAGCUGUGUAGGUUUGUCAGGUUGUAUUUGGUAACAAAUUUGAACAUAAUCAAGACAGUGCUUUAGGUGUUUAACUGUUAAAAAUUUCUCUCACGUGGAACACUUCAUGAAAUAUUUGAGGAGUACUAGAGUUAUCUUUUAAAAAGUUAUAACAAAUGUCUAAAGUGUUUUGUGAAAGCCGUUGCUAUCUUUCCCGUUAAUUCUUUUUUGUUAUUCAAAUGGAUUAAUUUCAUUUUUAAUUGACCGCAUGGACCCCGUAUCAAGACCGGUGUUCUGUCAGACAAAACCGGAGGUCAUGUCACGGCUAAAAGUGCACACUUGGUUCAACCAGAAUGUGCAAAAUCCCGGUACAGCUCUUUAUCUUGGGCCACAGAAGUAACUGCGUGGAAUAAACACCUGGAAACAUUAGCGCAGCGCUAUUGUAACACGUUAGUGAUCAAACUCUUCUGAGUCCGUUUCAGUUUGUCCUGCAAUACGUGCUGCUUGUAUGUUAAAUGUGCAAACGUGCAAGAUGUUUUUCAGUUGGCGAGCAGAAACCUUAAAAAAGACAGUAGACAGCAGUAAAACUUUACAGGGUUUGAGUAAGCGUAGAAGGACUGCGGUGAGAGACAGCUGGGUAGGAGAAACAGGAAUUUGUACGGGAAUUCUGCUGAUUGGGGUGUGAAGGUGCAAAGCUGAGAAGGGUUAGGAACAUUUAAAGCAAGGGUGUGAAUCUCUGGUUCUGCAGGCGUACGGCUUUGCAGGGGUCAGUGCCAGAACACCUCGGUCGGAUAUUCGGGUACUACCGAAGGCCUGAACCCGUGAGAGCAGCAGGUCUGGCGACGCUGGCAUUUCUGGGGAUACGUCUGUGUGAAAUCAAACGCAACAAGCAUUCAGAACCAUGAGGUUGAGCCCCUGUCAAGGAGCAAAGUCACGUCUGACAGAGAGAAGAAAGGUCUUUAGUGUAGGUGUUAUUGUCCUUGUACGAGUCUUUAUUUUUUUGUUUUUAGCUUUGUCUUUAUCGUUUACUAUCAUUUAAAAUAUUAAUUUUGACAGAAGACAGAGAAAAUAGGAAAAUGUAAAAGUUCAAAGCUAGAACUGUAAGCUUUGGUCACUUUCUAAAAAACGGAAUUAACCACUUAUUUUCAUACAAUAUCCGUUUCAUUGUUGGUACUAAGUUGGAAAGAAACAAUCCUUGAAGUGGACCAUGAAAAGGCACUGUUAUUAAAAUAUUGAAGUGAAAUGAAUUUAAGACAUUUUAUUGAACAUAAAUUUUAUUUAUAGAUUUUUAAAACCUUUUUAUUCAUCAGAUGUUUAAGCUUAGUUCAAGUAACACUGGCUAGGAGACUAUUCUAACCACGCUAAAGUAAGAUAAUGAUAUAAGCUAUUAGUUACAUCUUCAGAUGAUUUUUUUCCUAUUGGAGUAGUUGCCAGGUUUGCUGUCCAGUGUCCGCAUAUAACAGUGGUGUGUACAGGAACAGUAGAACCGCCACUCACACUCACAGACAACACAGCACACUAAUCUUCUGUAUUAAAUCCAGUUAGCCAAGCUAGUCACUAACGGCCCUGCGACCAGUAGACCUACAACUGAGAGACAAACAGAUGAUCGUGUCUAGAUGUGACUUUGCUGGCUAACUGCCACUUCUAGCACAUUUAGCAGUCAAUGUCUGUGGGUGCUUAUCCACAAGCCCUUCUGCCUGCACCCUCUUCCACAGAGAACCGUGCACCAGAAGUGGACGGAGGCUGACGCCUGCUCUGUGCUUCUGAGUGUGACCUUAGGAGGCGCACAAGCCAGCCCGUUUACCGGAGCUUCGCACUGAGCAUGUGCAAAACAGCUGUGACUGUCCAGUGGUGUAGUGAAGGGGCGGAGUCAGCACAGCCACACUGUGCGCCAUCAUUCCAUGGUAUUGCACUGAGACAGUACACUAUGUGAAGUUUAUUUGGGGUUUGUUUUUGUUUUGUUUUUUGUACCUAAAGCUAUUUAUCUAGGAUUUCCUUAUGAGACUAUCUGAUAAACAAAAACAAUUAAAUCCAAAUGAAUAAACCAAAAUAGGCUUGAAGGGUCCUGACGCUCAGAGGUACAUUUGUAUACUGGAGAGUUUACGAGUUGUACUGGUGCAUGAAGCACAUUGGUACAUGCUGAUUAAGGGCAACAUCCAGACUCAUGUAUACACCAAGGAAAACACCAAGGGAAAGUGGGUCCUGGUGUUUAUGGCACAAGCUCCACCUCACUCUCACCCAAAGCUUUGGACAACCAGUAAGCAUAACUUUUGUGUUUUUGUUUUUUUGUACAGAUUUUGUAAAUACGAUACCUUUUUAAAUGAUGUUACAAUGGUGUUCCUUUUGUAAAAUGUUUUCCAAGUUUACAUGAAUCCCAAGCCUUUGUAAAUGUUUGGAGCUGUGCCACACGUUGGGUCUUGUAUUUAUUUUCCUAAGCUUGAUGGAAACGUCCCUGGUUUCUUUCCCCUGGUGCUGGAGUGCAGCUUCAGGAGGAGAAUAAACAUCACUGCAGUGAAAA